Messenger RNA from Ilex paraguariensis (yerba mate), 396 nucleotides. Lineage: Eukaryota; Viridiplantae; Streptophyta; Magnoliopsida; Aquifoliales; Aquifoliaceae. The record is from the annotation of a GenBank genome assembly.
AUGGUCGAUGAUGCAACUGGUGAUAAUGUGUCAUGUCUGCCACAAAUACUUGCCUCACAAGACGGGAAUGGAGCCUUGGAGCUUGAGCUAACAAAUCAUAAGCUCUUCACUUCUCUCGAUAGAACCACUAUUGAAUUGAAGGUAGAGAUGGUAGGCAUACAUGAGAAGAGACUGCGGAAGUGCCUGUCCAAAUUGAAAGGGAUAGAGAAAGUAGAAGUGGAUGCAAAUAGUCAGAAGGUGGUUGUAACAGGGUAUGCACAUCGGAACAAGAUACUUAAAGCAGUGAGAAGAGGCGGUUUGAAAGCUGACUUCUGGUCUGCCCAAAAUGAGCUACUCAGUGCAUAUGCCAGUGCCAGUUACGGAAGCUUGAGAUUCAACAACUUCAGCUUGUUCUAG